UCUUGCGUUUACCAGGUUCGGUGUCAAAUCGGACACCGUAAGUGUGCAGAACCACAUAAUUGUCUCGCAGUUACGCGGGCUCCUAAAACCCAGCUGCGGUCAAGCUAAGCACUCUCCACUCUCCUUCGCUCAGUUUUCCUCCUUUUUUUCUUCUUCUUCUUCCACUGUCGCCGUCGAAUCGCGUCGAGACGAGCGGCGCGAACCGAACCGUUGUUGCUCCAAAAAGGCAGUCCUAGUGGCCAACCGACGCCAGUGUGCUUUCAGUGUGAUUCAGUGUCUCAACGCCAGCGCCAGCAACAUUCGCUGGGUCCGAACCGAACGUUUAGCACAGGAUAUUAUAUCUUCCUUUUUUUUUUGGUUUUUUGAAAGUGUGAACUGGGUGAACAACAACUCGUGAACGGAAUUGGUAUAUUGUUACUAGUGCGUUGAGUGAUCGCGAAAAUUCGCACACGGACAGAUUGGCGACGAACACAAGCCGGAUUUUCCGAGUGCCUUUAGGUCAUAAGUUUUCUUGAAAGUUUCUCCUCGCGCAGGAGAUUCUUUUUUACGUAGCGUCAGAGUUUGAAAUAAUUUGUACACCUGAGGGGUACACCCAGCAGCGGUAAAUAUGGCGAAAUUGGUUGCCAUAAUUUGCGUCCUGGCUUUAGUGGCUUCGGCUACGGCCACCGGGCGAACAAAGCGACAGGCGGAGGAAACCAAAAAGGAAGAGUCAUUCGAGAAAGAGCUUUGCAAAGACAAAGAUGCCGGUGAAUGGUUCCGAUUGGUCGCCGGCGAGGGAGAUAACUGCCGUGAUGUCAUCCAGUGCACAUCGUCGGGUCUGCAAGCCAUUCGGUGCCCGGCCGGUCUGUACUUCGACAUCGAGAAACAGACGUGCGACUGGAAGGACGCUGUGAAGAACUGUAAGAACAAAAACCGUGAGCGAAAGAUCAAGCCUCUGCUGAUCACGGACGAGCCACUCUGUCAGGACGGAUUCCUAGCCUGCGGUGACGGAAACUGUAUCGAGCGGGGACUUUUCUGUAACGGAGAGAAGGACUGUAACGAUGGUUCGGACGAGAACUCUUGCGACAUUGAAAGCGAUCCAAAUCGUGCGCCCCCUUGUGAUCCGGCCGUGUGCGUGCUGCCGGACUGCUUCUGCUCGGAGGACGGCACCACGAUCCCCGGAGACCUGCCAGCCAAGGACGUCCCGAUGAUGAUCACCAUCACCUUUGACGACGCCAUCAACAACAACAACAUCGAUCUCUACAAGGAGAUCUUCAACGGCAAGCGCAAGAACCCGAACGGGUGUGACAUCAAGGCGACAUACUUCAUCUCCCACAAGUACACCAACUACUCGGCCGUGCAGGAAACCCACCGCAAGGGACACGAGAUCGCGGUACACUCGAUCACCCACAAUGACGAGGAACGGUUCUGGUCGAACGCCACCGUCGACGACUGGGCCAAGGAAAUGGCCGGUAUGCGUAUUAUCAUCGAAAAGUUCGCCAACUUGACUGACAACUCCGUAGUCGGUGUCCGCGCCCCAUACCUGCGUGUCGGUGGUAACAACCAGUUCACCAUGAUGGAGGAACAAGCCUUCCUGUACGAUUCGACUAUCACCGCACCCCUUUCGAACCCACCGCUAUGGCCAUAUACCAUGUACUUCCGCAUGCCCCAUCGAUGCCACGGCAAUCUGCAGAGCUGCCCAACCCGCUCUCACGCCGUCUGGGAAAUGGUCAUGAACGAGCUGGAUCGCCGAGAGGAUCCAACCAACGACGAAUACCUACCCGGAUGUGCUAUGGUGGAUUCCUGCUCGAACAUUCUCACCGGCGAUCAGUUCUACAACUUCUUGAACCACAACUUCGAUCGUCACUACGAGCAAAAUCGUGCCCCACUUGGUCUGUAUUUCCACGCUGCCUGGCUGAAGAACAACCCCGAGUUCCUGGACGCGUUCGUUUACUGGAUCGAUGAGAUUCUGUCCAACCACAACGAUGUGUACUUCGUCACCAUGACCCAGGUAAUCCAGUGGAUCCAGAACCCACGUACGGUCUCGGAAGUCAAGAACUUCGAGCCAUGGAGGGAGAAGUGCGUCGUUGAUGGCAAGCCAGCCUGUUGGGUGCCAAGCUCCUGCAAACUCACCUCCAAGGAAGUUCCCGGGGAAACCAUCAAUCUGCAGACCUGCGUGCGAUGCCCCAACAACUACCCAUGGCUCAACGACCCAACUGGCGAUGGAUUCUUCUAAGCCGACUAAUCGAGCCUCUGAAUUCGUGAGGUUAUUUUCUAGGAAAUUUAUAGUUCGUCCCCUGCAUAUUUACUCCGCUUCAAAUCCCCUUCUAAUAUAGUCCCAAAACAUCAUGUUAUAAACAAACAAAAAAGUAAACGCUAUCAUCUUAAACACCCCCUCCUAUCCCUUUCCUUCCCCUGUUUGCCAAAAAAAAAGAACUAACAAAACGAAACAAGACUUGAAGAAAUCACUUCUCCGUCCAUCCGGGAGAAACGUAAAGAAAUAAAGGAAAGAAACGUAUCGAAGUUCGAACGCAAUGAUCACGACGAAUCGCGCGAUUGCAAGAACAACGCCAGGGCGUCCCCCUCACCACCCCUCACAAGGCUCCCUCCAUCACAGAAUCUCUCAAUUCGUCCCCAUCUACGAAGC
Messenger RNA from Toxorhynchites rutilus septentrionalis, 2626 nucleotides. It is a transcript of the gene serp, whose product is annotated as chitin deacetylase 1. Gene Ontology annotation, cellular component: extracellular region. Bases 608 to 2215 code for a protein of 535 amino acids. The transcript has 5 exons. Gene Ontology annotation, molecular function: chitin binding; hydrolase activity, acting on carbon-nitrogen (but not peptide) bonds; protein binding. The record is from RefSeq and is a predicted model, not a curated record. Lineage: Eukaryota; Metazoa; Arthropoda; Insecta; Diptera; Culicidae. Gene Ontology annotation, biological process: carbohydrate metabolic process.